ACAAAGUUCAAGAAGUAUCAAACCAUGAACUAAUCACUGCUUUUUAGCAUGAUCUGCUUGUCGCCCUUUGAUUGAGAACAGGGAAAAUAAAUCAGCCGCGUGUAUGUAUUUGCAUUGAAGGUUCUUGGUGUUUGUGCAAAGUCUAAAUCUUUCACAGCCUAUAAAUCAUUCUCAUCCAUAUCAUACUAAGUACUAGUACAUCAAUUGCAUAAACAUGCACCAUCUACAGAUUUUCCUUCUUCCCCUGGCCUUCAUUUUCAUUUCCUCCACAGUUCUAGCUAAUGAACCUGACAAAAUUUCACUGGUAGCACCCAUUACCAAAGACACCAACACUUCCCUUUAUAGCAUUACACUGAACUACGCUGAAACAUAUGUGAUUGACCUUGAUGCCCCUUUAUUAUGGCGUUAUUGCCAGUUCCCACUGUCUCCAAUUCCUUGUUCAUCUCCUCAAUGCUCUGCAGGCAAGUCUUACAAGUGCCCCCUACCCAAAACCAAGCCCAAAUCUGACAAAUGCAAUUGUGUUGUCACACCUAUGAACCCCAUCACUAAGAAAUGUGCUUUAGCUAACUUAGCCACUGGUUACUUAAUCAUAUCCAUGACCAAUGGAAAAAAUCCAACAGACACUAUCAAUUUCAGCAACUUCCCAGUUUCAUGUGCUCCACAAACCCUUUUGCAGUCUCUUCCACAAAAUGAUGUUGGUGUGGCUGGUCUUUCUCAUGCUCCUCUUGCCCUCCCAUCACAGUUAAGUGCUUCCAACAGAAAACUAGCAAAGAAGUUUGCUUUUUGUCUCCCUAGCAGUGAAGAAAAAAAAGGGGUGAUUUUCUUUGGCGAUGUUCCUGUCCAUUUUCUCCCUCCUGCCAAAAUCAAUCUAGUAAGCACUCUAUCUUACACUCCACUGUUGCAGCACCCCAGAUCCUCAGAACACUACAUAGGCUUAAAGGGUAUCUCUAUAAACGGAAAAACCAGCAAUUUUAGGAGAAAUGCUUUUCAGUUGGACACUUCAGGCAAUGGUGGGGUGAAGAUUAGCACAACUGUUCCUUACACUGUGUUGAGGAGUGAUGUCUACCAAGUUUUUGUGAAGAGGUUUUCAGAGGCUAUAGGGGGUGUUCCUCGAGCAAUGAAGACAGGGCCAUUUGAAGUGUGUGUUAAUGCUAGGAGAAUCGGAUUGAGCGUGAUCCCAUUUCCUAGGAUUGAUUUGGAACUUGGUAAUGGGAAGAACUGGACAAUACAUAAACCCAAUUCGAUCAUAGAUAUGGGAGACAGUGUUGGAUGCUUGGCAUUUGUAGAUGGUGGGAAAAGAGCCAAAGAAGCAGUAGUGAUUGGAUCAUACCAGAUGGAGAAUCAGUUGAUGAUGUUUGAUCUUGCUGCUUCAAGGUUGGGUUUUAGUUCCUCGUUGUUGUUCUAUAAAACAACGUGCGGUGGCUUUAAUUUUACACGAGGGGCUUGAGCUCCAUGUGUAUCCCACGACCAAAGAGUUGAACACCUAAUAAUGUGUUUCCAAUGUACUAUCUCAGCUCUAGCUUCUAUGUCUUGCUUACAAAGUUUAUGAUUUUGCCUUUCAAAAAAUAGUUGAUUUUAUUUUUUA
Molecule: messenger RNA, 1585 nt
Organism: Lotus japonicus
Lineage: Eukaryota; Viridiplantae; Streptophyta; Magnoliopsida; Fabales; Fabaceae
Product: probable aspartic proteinase GIP2
Exons: 1
Coding region: 215-1447 (410 amino acids)
Biological process (GO): proteolysis
Molecular function (GO): aspartic-type endopeptidase activity
Source: RefSeq, a predicted model, not a curated record